UCAGUCUCGGUGCGCGCACGCCGCCGUUCGCGCGGUUGCAACGCGCUAUCCAAUUCGAAUUGAGUUGACGCGUUCCGAAUUCGAAAUUCAAAUUUGAAGUUUAUCGAUGUUUGCAUUUAUUGCUGUGUUGCCAGUUAUUCGCGACAGUGUUGCAUUGUAAUCAAUAACACUUAAGUUACUUUGAGAUUUUAUUUUAAUCACUGGUAACACUUUAAGAUAUUUAACAGUGAUAACCAUCGAUAAAGUCAGUGCUAAUUGGAAGCUGUAAUUUGAGUGCGCAAAGUGAAGUCGACAAAAAAUAAGAAAGUUGUCACAAGUGUUCAAAAAAUGGUUAUGGAGUCCCCACAGCCCGCUGGGCGUUUUUGGCCGUUGUCGCCUCGUUUAUGGCGUCGGAGCAACGAGUACUCAAAAGUCGUUUUUGAACCGAGACGACCGCCGACAUCACCCAUCGAGAUACGGAAACAUGACCGAAUAGAUGAAACACCAGAUCUGUUACGGUCUAGAAGUUUCAUAAACGAUAGACUAGACCAUUUGGAUUUGGAUGACGAAGUAGAGCUAAGAAAACAUAAAGUGGAUGAGAAGUAUCGGUGGAGUGUCGAUUCGAAAAAGCCACCUGUGAAAGAAAUGAAAAAAGAAAAAGAAGAAGUCGUCAAAUUGAGAUCAAAGAAACAAAGGCAACCGAGACCAAACAGCCUUCAGUUAUUACUGUGCCCAUCGAGUUCUGGACACUACAGCAGUAAUACGUGGAGAUACACGAGGGUUCGGUCGAAGAGCCAUGAGCCGGAGGGCGGCGGGCGGUGCGGCGAGGGGCCGCUAGCGCGCGCGAUGCAGUCCACACCGCAGGGCGGCUCGCCCAAGCGGCAUGCGACGCCGGCGCCGGCGCAUGGAGCGGCAACAGACCCGUCAAUGUUGAAGGUCCACCUUCCAAAUGGAGGGUUCAACGUUGUGCGGGCGUCAGUGGAGGAGGACGUGCGCUCAGUGCUGCGAUGUCUGGCUGCCAGGCUCGCGGCCGGCGAGCGGGUCUACGCCUCGUGCUACGCGCUGAGGGCGAGACGGCUCACUACUGGCAAGAUCCGAUGGAUACACCAAGACACGCCGGUGUCGGAGCUGCUGGCGAAGUGGCCGGCCAGCGAGUGGCGCCUGGAGCUGCGGGUGCGCUACCUGCCCGCCAACCUGCGCGACCUGUGCGACUCGGACCGCGUCACCUUCCACUAUUACUACGAUCAGGUUCGACACGACUACCUCAAUGGCAAUCACCAAAUGGUAGAUCAAGACUUGGCGAUACAGAUAUGUUGUUUAGAAGUAAAAUAUUUCUGUAAGGACAUGCAGAUAUCAUUGGACAAGAAGUCAAACAUAGAGUACCUGGAGAAAGAGUUUGGUUUGCACAAGUUCCUACCCAAGUCUGUGCUAGAUGCGAUCAAGCCCAAAGUGCUGAAGAAAGCGAUACAGCAGCAAUUCAAAAAGGUGGCAAACUUAAGCGACACCGACUGUAUGCUGAAGUACCUGGAGACGAUGCACACGCACUACGGAUACGAUCGUGAGACGUUUACGGGCGCGCUCGGCUCCGGCUGGGCGAUACCUGUCGAACUGGCGAUAGGGCCCGAUAUAGAUAUAUCAUAUGUAUCCCAUAAGGCAGGCGAACCUCCCACCUACACUAAAAUCGCAUCUUUCAGUGAUAUUGUAGCGGUACAGACCUUGAAGUCCAAUUGUACGCAGCAGUCAAAUUCGCAGACGAGCUCAUGUGGAAAGGCAGCGCUACAAUUAAGAGUGAAAGGUGCUACAGAAACGUUAACUAUUACGUGCAGCAGUGUUGAGGCUGCAGAAAGUUUAGCAGAUUUAGUAGACGGCUAUUGUAGAUUAGUGACAGACUCGCAAACCUCGCUAUGGAAUAGAACAACGGAAAUGAGCAGUAGUUCCUCAGAAGGCAAGACGAGUUCGUGGGAAGCGCCCACCUCCACGCUCAUGUCGGAGGACUACGCGGAGAUCGUUGACGAUGACGCCGACUACUCCACACCGGCAGUUCGAGACUACGAGUUGGUGCGUAAUCAAAUCGAACUAACCGGCAUCAUUGGAGAAGGACAGUUUGGAGAUGUGCAUAAAGGAACGUGUAAAGUGACGUCAGCGAACCACCCGUCGCUGCGGCGGCAGCUGGCGCUGCAGCGGCAGCAGGGCAAGGCGGGCGCGGGCAGCGACUGCGUGCUGCCCGUCGCGGUCAAGACGUGCAAGCUGGACGCCGACCUCGACACCGCGGAGAAGUUCCUGGAGGAAGCUUACAUAAUGCAGCAGUUUUCCCACCCGCACAUAAUCGGACUGGUGGGAGUGUGCAGCACGCCACCUAUAUGGAUCGUCAUGGAGCUGGCCACGCUCGGGGAGAUGAGGGCGUAUUUACAGCAAAACUCACACAGGUUGGAGACGUGUACUCUGGUGCUGUACAUCUACCAGCUGUCGACUGCGCUGAGCUACUUGGAGAGCAAGAAGUUCGUGCACAGGGACAUCGCCGCGAGGAACGUGCUGGUCUCUACCCCCACUUGUGUUAAGUUAGCAGAUUUCGGGCUAUCAAAAAUGGUAGAAGACAAAUCAUACUACAAAGCGUCGAGAGGCAAGUUGCCCAUCAAGUGGAUGGCGCCAGAGUCCAUCAACUUCCGGCGGUUCACUUCCGCGUCGGAUUGCUGGAUGUUUGGUGUAUGCAUGUGGGAAAUCCUGAUGCUCGGCGUGAAGCCGUUCAGCGGAGUGAAAAACAAUGACGUCAUCGGGAAACUGGAGAACGGCGAGCGGCUAGCGCUGCCACCGCGAUGUCCCCCGCGGCUCUACUCCGUCAUGUCGCGCUGCUGGGCCUACGAGCCCUCGCAGAGGCCCACCGCGCACCAGCUGAAGGAGACCCUCUUUGAGAUCCUGCAAGAGGAGCGCAACACAGCGUGGGACACCAUGCGGCGCGAGAACCGGCGCGUGGCGGCCGCCUCGUGGGGCGACGAGCCGCCGCCCAAGCCUUCGCGACCCUCCACUAACCUCACUGCUGCGGUGGAGUCGGGCGGGCCGCAGACGUACAUCGUGGCGCAGAGCCCGCAGGUGCUGGCGCAGCUGCUGCGCGACAACCCCGCGCGCGCCGACCCGCACGCCUACACCACGCCCGCCUCGAGUCCGGAGUUCGAUACAGAACAAGCGGUGGAGAGGCGGCUGUUGGCCGAAUUGGCGAGACAGCAGCACCAGAGUGAAGAGGAUAGACGAUGGUUACAAAUGCAAGAAGAUAAUUUGAAACGCUUGUCUAACGUACAGCUAGUACCUCCUGCGGACGAAAACUCCGAGAAGUGUGAAGUGACACAAACUCCUGGCGCGCCAGACAGCAAACCCUCUAGUCAACCGCAUUCAGCGGCAAAUUCGUCAGAGACGAGUCCGGCGAAUACUGUGAAACCCAAAGAAAGCAGGACACCCAGUGAAGACAAGGGUACCACAAACCAAGAGCCAGUGUACGUGGCGACGACGGCGGUGGUCCGCUGCGUGAUGCGGCUGGCGGGCGUGGCCACGGCGACCACGCCCGCGCCGCCCGACCUGCUGGAGGCCGUGCGCGCCGUGGGCGCCGCGCUGCGCGGGCUGUGCGCCACCGUCGACAGCCUCGUGCGCUUCUACCCGCCCAAUGCACAGAGAGAGGUUGAAAUGGCUCACCAAGUGUUAAGCAAGGACAUGGCCGCCUUGGUGGAGGCGAUGCGGCUCGCGAUACACUACUGUCGCACCACGCUUCACCACGACUACACCAAGAGCAUGCUGGCCGCCGCGCACGUACUAGCAAUGGACGCAAAGAACCUCCUCGACGUCGUCGACUGUAUCCGCGAAAGGCAUCCUCACAUCGACUGGAAGUCAGCCCUCCAACUGGACGAACCUCAAACCUCAUCACCCCCACCAAACUGCCAAAACCUCGACUCACAGAACCAGGUACCUACCUCCCAACCAACAACACCUCAAACCGUUCUUAGUACCCAAUCGUCGGUCCAGGAAACGGAUUCCCCACCUAAGCCGGACUUCAAAAUAAACCAACCAGUGACAACAGUAACGACUGCUCUCAACCUCUCCGACCACGUACCUAAAGAACACAACAGCUUGCCCGUCACAACUAAUCGAGUGUCUACCCUCAUUCACAAUUACAACUUAUACGGUAACGUCAGAGAACCCCAGCACAUAUACGGCAACGAAGGCGUAUCGUUCCAACACUCGCAGUCGUGCGACGAUUCGAAAAUCGAUUUGGCACCCAUUGAGUCGGUCAAGAGCCGCGUGCAAGCGAUAUCGGGGAAAAUCGAUACACCCCCGAUUUAUUCGGUCAGCAAAAAGAUGGUGUCGAUCGAUCAGAACAUUGGCCACGAUCAAGGAUGAAUGUUUGAUGAAUGUUAGAGUUUUGUUUUUCGCUUGUAGUGAGUGUUGAUUUGACGUUGUUCUUUGGUGCCAGCGUAGCUAGGAUGUUUUCUCCUACAAGUAUUUUGCAACGCUUCAUUCGUGUGCUAUGAAUUGAAUAUCCGAUGAAUUGUCCAAGGGGAACUUUGUUCAACUGUGAUCCAAUAAUAUAUAAUUGGGUAUCUUUUUCCAAAAUUUUAUGAAAACAAAAUAUAAAAUAGGUACUCUCAAUCGAGAGUUUCCACAAUUUUAUUGACAUUACUAAUGAUGAACCUUUUUUGGAAAUAAUCUGUCAACUUUCUUAUCAGAUUCAAAGAGCUCCACUUUAAAAACACUUUUUUAUUCUUAUAAUAUAAACCCGAUUUAAAUAAAAAGUAUACCAAAUAUAACUUCACUAGCCGCCUUGAAAAAUAAAAUAUGAUCUUCAAUCAUCCCAAAAAUAGUACAUAAUAGAUAGCGCCAUUAUUUAGUUAAAUAAUAGAGCCAGUAAUGAAAAAUUCCAAAUGGCCUAAAAGGAGGAAUGAUCCUAGCUACGCCUACGUGGUUUCCAGUAAGCCUCGUGUAUUAACGAUAAUCUCGUGAAGAUACAAAGACACUAGCGCUAAAGUUGAAGCUCUUUCCUAUCAACCUCAGACCAAUUACAGAAGGACCAGUACCGCACCGAAAUUCACAAACAACAUUGUCUGUUAUUUUCUGAGGUAAACGGACAUAGAUUUGGUACUUAUCUUUAUUACUAAACUAAAAGAUUUUGCCCGUUUUUUACACCAUUCAACUACACAAAAAGGUAUUAUUACGGAGGUCUUUAACCGACGAACACAAUAACAACUAUGAAACAUCUAUCGUUGAUCAUAUACUUUGACAGAAAAGUCUUAACGGGGCAGGUCCUAUACGAUAAUAAUUGGUCUGAGCUCUCAACGCACUGAAAGAGCGCUCUCUUUCAUUGCAUUGGGACGAUAGUUUUGACUCUGCUGCUAUUGGUCGACGUUUGUCUUGUACUCGUCUCGAGAUAUCAUGGUGCGUGUUUUAGGCAUACUGGAGUUUUAUUGUGGCAGGGCUAUGAGGCGUUAGUGUUUAGUACUUACCGGAGAGCAUUUAUUUUACUGUAACAGUGUCGCUUCCAUUUUAUUAUCCGUAAGCUAUGUUAGCUUAUUUGAAGGAAUACCUUUCGAUUGCUCAAUGUUUUGUAGCGAAAUUUGGAACAUUAGUUUUGAUUGAAAUAUGUAUCUAUGACUUUGUCUGUUGUGUAUUCAUUUAUUGGACUUUCGGAAGUUUAUUCGUGUGUUUAUUGAUCGACGUUGGUUUUGUGUGAAUCUAUAAAUUAAUUUCAGUUGGCACAUUGUUUAUUUUUCAUGUUUGACUAAAUUUAUAAAUUGUGUUGUCUUAUUUAAAAAAGAUUCACACAAAAUCAACGUAAAUCUGGGGUGCAUUGUGACAGACAGAUGUUUCAGUACUUCACAACAAUUGUGCUCAAUAUUGAAUUUAUCAUCGUAUUCACAAUCAACCAUGUUACAUUUCCAUUCAAAACGAUUUGCUUUCGUGAAAUUCUGAAUAGCAGCCUGAAAUUGAUAAGUCUCUUUGAUAUAUUCUAUUUACUUUUUGCAAUCCUUUUGAACUUAACAUAAAACAUUUCUAGACUUAUCUACAUUAUUUUCAAAGUCAUUUCACAAUCGUUCACAGUUAUGGUCAAUCUAUUCCGGGAAGUCCAUUUAACUUUGGAUGUAGAGGUAUAGGUAAGGUGACAGACCACGCGCGUUUGUGUGUAUAAACUAAAGAUUUGUUUAGUUAAAGAUUUUUUUCGAUUGUAUAUAAAUGCUGUAGGCUCGUAAUGUGACCUCAGCAGCUUCACCAGAUCAUCAGAUAUAGGAAGACCUUGUCUUCGCCAGCGAAGAUGACGGUAGCUUGUGUUUGUGUUGCCAGGGAAGCAUUAUCAGCCUUUAUGUCAUCAUCAGAUGUAAAGGAAAUUUUUCGGGCGUCUAGUUCUACAAUCGGCAUCGGUAUCGGGGGUGUUGUUGCAAUCAUCAACCACCAGUUAUGGUUAAAGAACGUUCCUUCGAUUUUGCAUACCAACACGAUGUCUGUCAUCUAUCAAAAGCUUGUCUGUCCACCUUAAAUUUAUAUCCAAAGCGAAACAGUCUUCCUAAAAGUAAACAAACUAUAACAUAAUAUUCAACUGUGCAAUGCUCCCAGCGCAAAAUUAGUAACAUAAUGUAAAUCCUAACAUAUCAUCGGCAUUGUUUCGCUUCGAAUAAAUCAUAUUAUAUCGUGUUGCUUCGUGUCCAGAUAUUGUUAUACAUAUCUUAAGUAAUGUAUAAUUUUUGAAUAAUCGUUGAAGCAAUGGAUGACAAAGGCGUUAAUAAAAGUAAUUUAAGUAAAGACAGACGAUUUCUAGCCUGGGGAGGGAAAUUUAUAUUUACUCCUGAAUGGUUUCUACGACAAAUAAAGAAAUACAAUCUUUUCGUUCAUUUAAAUCUUUGGUUUGUAGACAUACAGUAUUUAUUAGAUAAUAUAAAUUUAAUAUUUUUUUUCAAUUGACGUGAGCACAUUUUAUAACGCCCUUUUUCGAAUCUGCGCUUCAAUGAUAACUUUAACUUGGCGCUUAAGGACUUCAUGAUAGUGGACUUAGUUCGACACGAGCUUUUUGGUUCUAUUCAUGACAUGGAGAUUUUUUUGAAAGUUCACAUUUGUCUUGCACAAAUUGCAAAACACAUUUUUGCGUGACAAAAAUUAAAUCUUUCAUUUUAGGUCACUGUAUUAGAGCGAUUACAUCAUUUAACUCUCAAUACUAUCAUCAUGCCAUUGUGUAUUUUUUUUUUGUUUUACCUGGAAGCUUAUACUGUGCUCGUGUAUCAAAAAAGACACAAGCACAGUAUUUGAAUGUAGCACAUAUAAAAAUAAAUUAAGUAACACGAGUAUGUAUAGUGAAUCUAUUCUAGGAUGUCUGUAUGGCUUUAGAUGUAGUGGUAAAAUGACAAGUGCGUUUCUGUUUUUUUGUUUUCUUAAGGUAUUCUUAUGGUAUUUUAAGAUAGUUCCUUCAAUCUCCAACGCACUGAGCUUUAACUGUCUACCUGUGUAAAGGUACACCUUUAGGCCAAUCAAAGAGCUUAUAAUAUAAUUCUAUAAGUCUUACACUGUGCUUAAGAUACAUGCCACGAUCUAAAACAUAUCUACGAGUAUGUCCGAUCGCAACGAAAGGGAGGACGAAAUUCUCGAUUCGUCAGCUAUUGGUCGACAUUAUAUCUUUAUCUCUUAGCAAGAAAUGUCUUUGACACAUCUUAGGCCUACUAUCUACUAGGCCCAGGUUCAUCCAAAGCCAUACAGAGUUUUUCCACAAGUAGACAAACUAUACAUACAAUUAGCCGAAUUCAAAAAAGGAGGAGGUUCUCAAUUUCACGCGUAUGUUUUUUUGUUUUAUUUCUAAAAUCACCAUUACACAGACUGCAAAGUAACCGAUUGAUAAUAUUGAUUUGUGAUAUUAUUGCCAAUAACUGACCUAAUUCGUAUUGAUACAUUGUACCGUUUACUCGUAAGGUUGAUUCAUAGGCCUAUAUAGGGAGGGGGGGGGGGGGCUAGUAUAGCCCUGUGCCCACCAUAGGAUUGUGGACUACCGAUAUGGAAUUUUAUAGUUAUACUAAUAAUAACCCCUCCCCCCGCCCUCCCAGGAAAUAAUCCUAGAUACGCCAAUGGGUUAACACAAUCACACGUGUAAAUCAUAAACGCAUUCCACUAAAUUGCACCUACGAUGUAGGUUACGCAAUUAUUUUCAUACAAAUUUUAUAUUUUUGGCAUAAUGUGUAAAUGUUCGUGUACUAAUACAGAUUGCUAUGGAUUGCGAUAUGUUUCAUCUUAUAGUAAUUUAUUUAUUGGAUAUUUGAAUUUAAGAGUCCAAAAAUAACUACUGUUUUUACAAGUUUAGCGAAAUUUAUAUCUUUUUAUUUACUGUAAGUACAAUAUAUAUUUUUUUUUUAAUUAUUAUUAUACCACACAUAAAAUGUUUCUAGUUUGGAUACAUUAUAUAGAGGAUCAAGAAGUUUAACGCAUAAAUAUAAAUAAAUAAAUAAAUAUCUAUAUUUGUAUAAUUUUCGCUAUUACAAUUAGCAUUCUUAAACUUAUAUCGCAAUCCAAAGAGAUUUGUUUUAAUUCAAAACAGAAUUAAAUCUGCCUCAAAACAAUAAUAAAGUUAUUAACUUAACUGUAUUAUAAUAAUUUGAUGUUUAUCAAUAAAGUAUUAUUUUGUAAUCGUAUUGUAUUAAACGUGUAUAAUAUUUUAGUUAAGGUGCGUACAGUUGUCACAACACUGCAUUUAAGUUUCUCGACAAAUUCGUACUAGUAUAGGCGGAUGCAAUAUUUGUGACGUCUCCGAAAUAAGGUGCAGGUUGUACAAAAAUGGGUACGGGGAAUCAAUAACGGGUGCCCCGCUGCUGAGUGACCGGUGAUACCUAAAAUCUUGUAUUGCGUAGCUUAACACACGACGUUCGGAACCUUCAAAAACAUUGCAUCCGACUAUACUAGUACCUGAUUCGCAUUGAGUGAAUGUACUAAACUACUAGAUAUCUGUUUUACAGUAAUUAUACUGAUUUUGAUAAGUUUUGCUUUUUUAUAUUUCAUAAUAAGUGAAAGGCUGUUUAUCUAGAUACUUCAAAAUAAAUAUUUUAAAUCUGUAAUGGUGCUCGACGCAAGUAGAUUAGUUUCCAAAUACGAUAAUAGGAAAUGUGUCUUUAAUUUAAUUCAAAUUACUGAUUAUUAGUUUUUGUUUUAAUUCCUGGACAUUUUAAAUUUUUAGAUAUGUGCCCUUUUUGAAAAUGCAUAUUCAUUUAUUUGUAUUGCAUCAAAGCAUGUUUACAAGAUGUAAACAAUUUUUUUAGAUAAUUUUUUGCCUUUACUGGGAUGCAAUGUUUUUUACAGAAUUUAAUUUCUUUAUGUUAGAUUAUAAAAAUUUCGUUUACAAGUAUGUAGGUACUUACUAAUAAAAUGUCAAGUUCUGAUCAUAUCAAAUGAAUUUAAGAUCAAUAUAAUUUUGAUCACUAUAAAUGAUGAUUUAUCUCCAUAUUAUGAUAAAGAUUUUGAAACAACUAGUGUGAUAGUACAUUUACUUCAAUGUUAUAUAUAAUAUUUUCUUUGUAAAAAUGUACAAAACUAAUCGAUUGUCCAUAAUUAAUUAUUUUAAUUUUUAUCCAAAGUUUUAUUAUAAGCGUAGAUCUCAAGAUGGAAUUUUGUAGAGAUAGAUUGAUUUGAUUAGUUGUACACAAUUAAUUAUAUUAUAUUAUUAUCAGAAUUUAUUUAUUUGAUGAGUCUUCAUUGAUAUUGAUAUAUGUAAAGUUGUUUUAGUAAUGUGUUUAGAGUAAGCAGGAUUCAUUCCAAAGUAUAUGGUAUGUAAGCAGGCUCGUAGUAUCGUCCAUGUAUCGUAGGUGAGCUGCUCGAGAUUAUUUUACGAAUAUCCCUUGACGUGGACCGGAUUUUGUUUAUGCAUUAAACUGAAUAAAGGACAGGUCAAAA
Molecule: messenger RNA, 9873 nt
Organism: Bicyclus anynana (squinting bush brown)
Lineage: Eukaryota; Metazoa; Arthropoda; Insecta; Lepidoptera; Nymphalidae
Gene: Fak
Product: focal adhesion kinase 1
Exons: 26
Coding region: 328-4362 (1344 amino acids)
Biological process (GO): protein phosphorylation; signal complex assembly
Cellular component (GO): cytoskeleton; focal adhesion
Molecular function (GO): protein tyrosine kinase activity; ATP binding
Source: RefSeq, a predicted model, not a curated record